This is a messenger RNA of Nicotiana tabacum (common tobacco), 540 nucleotides long. RefSeq lists its product as uncharacterized. The record is from RefSeq and is a predicted model, not a curated record. Gene Ontology annotation, molecular function: pectinesterase inhibitor activity. Lineage: Eukaryota; Viridiplantae; Streptophyta; Magnoliopsida; Solanales; Solanaceae. Gene Ontology annotation, biological process: negative regulation of catalytic activity.
AUGGCUUCUUCUUUUGCUUUGUAUUUCCUUCUUCUAGUGCUUGUUGCAAACAUUUUCUACUUCCAAACCUCUUUGUGUGACGACGCUGCUGACCAGGCAUUGAUAAUGAAUAUAUGUAGACAAGUGCAAGAUUCUACCUUCUGCUUAAAUACUUUCAGACAAAAUAUACCAUCUCAUCCAUAUACUCCUACUGUAGUAACACAAGUUGCUAUUAGCCAAUCAUUACAACAUGCUACCAACAAUCGUAUCUUCAUAGAGACAUCAAAAGCAAAUUCAAAAGACAAAGAAAUCCAAAACUUAUUUGCUAUUUGUGAUAGUGGCUAUGGAUUCUUGAUAACUGAGCUCCAAAGCGCUACUCAAUCAUUAGCCAAUAAAAAUUUUAAUGCCUUAGAAAAUUCACUUUUCAAGUGUCCCAAAUUUGUGAAUGACUGUCAGAGUGCAUUUGGUGGCAAGACCACACCUGAAUUAUUAGACAGGAGCAGGAAACAAUUAGAUCUUGUACUAAUGGCAAAUAGUGCUGAAGGUCUUAUUCAAAAAUAG